Messenger RNA from Magnolia sinica, 2282 nucleotides. RefSeq names its product subtilisin-like serine-protease S. The record is from RefSeq and is a predicted model, not a curated record. The transcript has 11 exons. Gene Ontology annotation, biological process: proteolysis. NCBI's taxonomy places the organism in Eukaryota, Viridiplantae, Streptophyta, Magnoliopsida, Magnoliales, Magnoliaceae. Bases 1 to 2268 code for a protein of 755 amino acids. Gene Ontology annotation, molecular function: serine-type endopeptidase activity.
AUGAAGCUGGCCAUUGCUUUGAGUCUUCUUUUCAGUGUCUUUUCAUUGGUGAAUGGAGAUGGAACCACUAAGCAAUAUGUGGUCUAUAUGGGCGAGCAUUCACAUCCAAAUUCCGAUGCAGUCAUAUCAGCCAACCAUGAGGCUCUCGCUUCUGUUAUGGGCAGCAUGAAUGGAGCCCAACAAGCGAUUGUUCAUCACUAUAGUAAGAGCUUUAGAGGCUUCUCAGCCAUGCUCACUCCAGAUCACGCUCGUCGACUUGCAGAAAGGAAAGAAGUUAUUUCGGUCUUUGAAAGCAAAACAAACCGUUUGCACACCACACAUUCGUGGGAUUUUUUAGGCCUGGAUUCGAUUAGCCAAUACCCAAUGGCCAAGAUCAACGCAGAAUCAGACGUGAUCAUCGGCUCCAUCGAUAGUGGAGUUUGGCCGGAGUCAGAGAGCUUCUGUGAUGAAGGGCUAGGACCUGUACCUAAGAGAUUCAAAGGAGAAUGUGUCACUGGAGAGAAUUUUACCUUGGCCAAUUGCAACAAGAAAAUCAUCGGUGCACGCUACUACUCCGAAGGAUUCGAGGCCGAGAAUGGCCCACUUGAAUUAUUCGGUGGCACGUUCUUCCGCUCUGCACGUGACUCUGAUGGCCACGGCACCCACACUGCAUCUACAGCCGCGGGCUCCACCGUGGCUCGUGCUAGCUUACUAGGCCUAGCCACUGGGAUUGCACGAGGUGGUGCACCAGGUGCACGGCUCGCAAUCUAUAAGGCUUGUUGGUUCAACCUAUGUAAUGAUGCUGACCUUCUAUCAGCAUUUGAUGACGCCAUCAGCGAUGGUGUUGAUAUCAUAUCUAUCUCCGAGGGACCGUUACCGCCUCAGCCCAGCUUCUUCGAAGACACGAACUCGAUUGGAAGCUUCCUUGCUUUCAAGAAGGGAAUUCUCACAUCAGCUUCAGUUGGGAAUUCUGGGCUUCCCAGCACUGCGACCAACGUCGCACCUUGGAUCCUCACCGUUGCUGCUAGCUCAGUGGACCGUCGGUUCGACUCCGACGUCACUUUGGGAAAUUUGAAAACCUUAAAGGGCCAAUCAGUGAAUCCAUUGAAAAUGAACGGUUUCUCCGGCGUGAUACCGGCGAGCAUUGCGGCCGCCACCGGCAUCCCAUCUCAAAAUGCAAGCUUCUGCCAAAGAGAUUCAUUGAAUCCUACAUUGAUCAACAGUAAGAUCGUGGUUUGCCUGAUCGAAUCCGUUACAGACAAUCGGACGGAUAAAAGCGUCGUCGUAAAUGACGGGGGCGGGGUCGGGAUGAUCUUGAUUGAUCCAAUUGCCAAAGAUGUUGGCUUCCAGUUCGUAAUCCCGGCCGCCUUGAUUGGGCUUGAAGAAGCUCAAGAACUUCAAGCAUACUUAGCUACUGAGAAGAAUCCAACGGCCACGAUCUCCCGAUCACAGACAAUUCUACAUGUUAAGCCCGCCCCUGAGAUGGCUGUGUUUUCUUCGAUGGGACCCAACAUUAUCACUCCGGAUAUUAUCAAACCCGAUAUAACGGCCCCCGGACUGAAUAUAUUGGCCGCAUGGUCGCCGGUAGCGUUGGAUACUGCAGGCGGGCGGUCUGUCAACUAUAACAUUAUUUCAGGCUCCUCCAUGUCUUCCCCACACAUAACUGGUGUGGCUGCGAUCAUAAAAUCUUGCCAUCCAUAUUGGAGCCCGGCCGCAAUAAAAUCAGCACUAAUGACCACAGCUACCUUGAUAGAUAACACUGGAAACACCAUAGUUAGACAGCCGAAUGGCGCCCCGACCACGCCUUUUGACUACGGAUCCGGCCACAUGAACCCGAUUGCGGCGCUGAAUCCAGGCCUGGUCUAUGAUUACGAUGUGGACGACAUGAUUGAUUUUCUAUGUAGCAAUGGUGCGAACCCCGCGCAGCUUCGGAAUAUCACCGGGGAGGCUAUCGCCUGUAAGAAGAUGUCAAUGCCAUCCUACAAUCUCAACUAUCCUUCAAUCGGCAUCGGUAGCAUGAAUGGGAGCGUAUCUGUGUAUCGGACGGUCACUAACUACGGUAGCGGUCGAUCAGUCUACGUGCCCAAGAUAGAGAAUCCGACUGGCGUGAAGGUUGCGGUCGUGCCAUAUAAGCUUAAGUUUAAUAAAACAGGAGAAAAGCUUACUUAUAGGGUUGAUUUUGUGCCAUAUAAGGAUAGUAAUGGGAGCUUUGUGUUUGGGGCCAUAACAUGGAGUGAUGGUAGACAUGUGGUUAGAAGUCCCAUUGCUCUUAAUGUAGUUUCAGUGUAAGAGAAUUAAGGAGA